AUGUCCGUGGUGUAUGUUGAUCCCAUUCCGGAAGGCUGGGAAAUGCGCUUGGAUGAUGCAACACAGACAUAUUAUUUCAUUGACCAUAAUAAUCAGGUUACCCAAUGGCAGCACCCAAUUAACAAACUCGUUUAUCGACCUUCUAACCGCCGUGAGCUGCCUAAUGGUGUUCAAUCCACACCCAUUACUAUAAAUAGACAAAACACUUCUGAUUCUGAGGUUAAAACCGGCCAUUAUCAGCCCCAGAAACUUUCUGGUGCAACUAGCUCGGGAACUGACGCCCUUUCUUAUGUCAAAAAUGAAACUCCUCUGGAGGAUAUAAGUCGUACAUCUGAGUUGGAUGAACAGUGUGGGAAGAAAAAUGAGGACACCUCGAUUAUAUCUAAGGUCCUUGAGAAGGCUGCUCCUGUGAUCAAGGAGGUUAACUCCUUUAAUGGUAUUGCAGGUGAUAAGGAAUAUCUCCGAUUAAUGGAGACAUUGGAGGUAUUAAUUCUGGAGUUGGAUGGUAUCGGUGUUGACGGUCAGGAUAGCGUUCGAACGGCUCGCCGUGCUGCAGUUCGUGAGAUUCAGCAGGCUAUUGAGAUGUUGGAGUUCCGUGGUUCAAUAAAUUCUAGUCGUGACCCAACUGGUAGCCAGGAGCCGGCAGUUGUUGAAUCUCUCCCUCCAUCAGAAGACGGGAGUUAG
Molecule: messenger RNA, 684 nt
Organism: Mesocestoides corti
Lineage: Eukaryota; Metazoa; Platyhelminthes; Cestoda; Cyclophyllidea; Mesocestoididae
Source: the annotation of a GenBank genome assembly